This is a messenger RNA of Cheilinus undulatus (humphead wrasse), 1342 nucleotides long. RefSeq names its product histone H3. The transcript has a single exon. The record is from RefSeq and is a predicted model, not a curated record. Gene Ontology annotation, molecular function: structural constituent of chromatin; DNA binding; protein heterodimerization activity. The coding region runs from base 98 to 508 and encodes 136 amino acids. Gene Ontology annotation, cellular component: nucleosome. NCBI's taxonomy places the organism in Eukaryota, Metazoa, Chordata, Actinopteri, Labriformes, Labridae.
CAGCGUCACCGUUUCACUGCCUCUCCUCUGCUUUAAGAGGAGCUCUUCUCCGCUCUUUUAAGCAUAUUUCUCCUAGUCCGAGAGAAAGCAAGAGACGAUGGCAAGAACCAAGCAGACCGCUCGUAAAUCCACCGGAGGCAAAGCCCCCAGGAAGCAGCUGGCCACCAAGGCUGCCCGCAAGAGCGCCCCGGCCACCGGCGGCGUCAAGAAGCCUCACCGUUACAGGCCCGGUACCGUGGCCCUGAGAGAGAUCCGUCGCUACCAGAAAUCCACCGAGCUGCUCAUCCGCAAGCUGCCCUUCCAGCGUCUGGUCCGUGAGAUCGCUCAGGACUUCAAGACCGACCUGCGCUUCCAGAGCUCGGCCGUCAUGGCUCUGCAGGAGGCCUCAGAGGCUUACCUGGUGGGUCUGUUCGAGGACACCAACCUGUGCGCCAUCCACGCCAAGAGAGUCACCAUCAUGCCCAAAGACAUCCAGCUGGCCCGCCGUAUCCGUGGAGAGAGAGCUUAAAUCCUCUGAUCAAUACACUCAACCCCCAACGGCUCUUUUAAGAGCCACCUCACUACAAACUAAAGGGCUGUCCUUUUUAUAUGUCAGCUCAGACUCACAAUUUUCGAUGGGAAAGAAAAGCGAAACACAAGAAAUCUUUCUUAUCCUAACUAUCAAACCACUGAUGUCUGGUUGAUUAUUACAGCAGGCCUAAUAUGGCUAAUAUUGUUGCGUUUUUUCCUCUCUCUUUGCACAUCAAUCCGGUUAUUGAAUGAUAAAUAUGAACCAGGAAGUUAAUAUACAACGUUAACCAAACUCAAACUUCACAUGGCCGUCAAAUUUGUAAAUUGACCCUAAAGAUGUCUAUUUUUUGGAGAUCUGUGCUCUCGCUCUCCCUACCUUUCUCCGGAUGUUUACAGUACAGAAACCCAUCCCAUCUGUCAUCAGUUAUUCUGCAACCUCUCCUGUCAAAAGUUAACGUCUGCCUUUGUUUAGUUCGUAAAGUCAGAACUCCAUAGUCCCCGUGCUGGUUCUAUUAGAACGGAUUUAAAGGUUUAGAAAAAUAUUUUUAAAAAAAAUAAAGAUUGUAAAGUAAAGUUAAAAUACUGAUAAACGUGGUAAUUUCAAGCAAAGAAAAAGUCUGUAGUUCUUGUUUUCAUAAAGUGCUUUAACUGUAAAAGUCUGCAUUAGGAAAUGUGUUUUCAGUAGCAGCUUGCCUUUUUAUGUCAAUUUAUAGAUAGGCCUAUACCUUGUUUGGUUGAAUAUUUUUCCCUUUUUAAGCUUAUUUUAAGAAUUUAAAAAAUCUGACACUUUCUAUUAUUUCUUUCAACAAGAAUACACUUGUAAUUUAUUCAG